Molecule: messenger RNA, 3534 nt
Organism: Vespa mandarinia (Asian giant hornet)
Lineage: Eukaryota; Metazoa; Arthropoda; Insecta; Hymenoptera; Vespidae
Biological process (GO): poly(A)+ mRNA export from nucleus
Cellular component (GO): nucleus
Source: RefSeq, a predicted model, not a curated record
AUAUGCGAAAUUCUUAUCCCUUGUGAAAUUUACGUAACGAUUAUCCUGUAUUUUGAUUAUUACCGUGAUAAAUGUAAAAGGAGGAUAUAUCGUUGUCCAUAACGAUUUGUAAAUUGUCUUUUCACGUAACGAGUAAUUUUCUGAACAACACCGCCGCAAUUCCGCCAUCUUUCGGAGCUUCGUCAUUGGCUGCCGCUUCAUGGCUCUAACCUAACCUAACAGAACCAAUGAGGCAUUCUUGAAGAAGCGUCUGUACGCCCGGAAGCAAGCUUAGAGUUUUUAUUAUUUCAUUGCAAACAUAUACAUGGAUUAUCUUUUCUGCGUGCUUAGUGUGUUAAGAAAAAUAAACAAUUGUUGGAUUAAUAUUUUAUGAGUAUCUAAAGACAAAUUUUAUAUAUUUUUACAUCGAUUCGAUCAUCGGUUAUCUAAAGUUAUUUAUAAGUAUUUAUAUAUAAAUAUAAAUGCAAUGAGUCGAGACGACGACAGAAGUGAUUCGGAAGAUGAACGCGAAAGAUCCAGAAGUCCUUCGCAGGACUCUCGUCGUUCUGCUAGUAUUGAAAAUGCAGUUAGAAGUAGAUCAAAUUCUCACAGUCCAAAUUCUUCACCGGCAAGAUCUAAACCGUCAUCACCAGCACAAGUGGGAUCACCCGCAUCAUCUACAUCAGCACGUUCCAAUGCAAGUUCUAGAAAAUCUUAUUCGAGAUCACGUUCGCGUUCGCGUUCGCGUUCACCUUCUAGAAGUAGAUCUCCCUCUCCGGCAUCUACAAAGGAACAUGGAAGAUUAUCUAGAUCCAGUUCUAAAUCUGGCUGUAGACGAAGUACUUCCAGAUCUCGUUCAAAGUCUCAUUCGGAAGAACCUGUGGACAAUGAUACAAGAAAAGCAACUCCGUCUCCUAGCCCAAUGCGUUCUGCAAAAUCCUCAUCGAGAUCAACAAGUCCAUCCAAAACUAAAGAAAGUUCUGUAUCGAGGAAUAAUUCAAGAUGCAGAUCUAAUUCACGUUCGAGAUCAAGGUCAAGGUCUAAUUCACCAAAACCAAGUAAAACUGUUUCUCCAAGGAAUUCCCGAUCUUAUUCAAGAUCUCCAUCGCCCCGAGUAGCAGCUUCUAGAUCACGGUCUCGUUCUGGAUCAAGAAGAUCGCGUUCCCGUUCACAUUCCGGGUCACCAAAAAUACCAUCAAAAUCUCGUUCUCGGUCGCAUUCUAAUUCAGCAGAACCUCCUACAAGAUCGAAAUCACGGUCUCUUUCUCGAAGUCCUAAGCAUACAUCAAGAUCGAGAUCAAAGUCUCAUUCGCCAUUAGGUUCGAAGAAAGGUUCUCGGUCGCCUAAAUUAUCACCCGAACAUUCUCCUUCGGAUGUUAGAAAAUCACGUUCUAAAUCGAAAUCUCCUUCUGUGGAAAGUUCGAAGAAAGGUUCUCCUUCGUCGAGAAAAAGCUCACGUUCGAGAUCACCGUCGCAUUCGGCCGAUGAAAAAGCUAAAUCGAAAUCAAGAUCUAGAUCCAGAUCUGGUUCUGGAUCAAGGAAACAAUCUUCCGUAGCAUCACGUAAAGGAGGAUCAUUAUCGAGAUCUCCGAGUCCAGAGCAAAAGGCAUUGUCAAGGUCAAAAUCUAGAUCAAGAUCAAAAUCAGGAUCUAGAAAAGCAUCACGAUCGAGGUCUGGAUCAAGACAAGCAUCUAGAUCUCGAUCAAAAUCAGGAUCGAGGAAAGGAUCUCGAUCUAGAUCAAGGUCAGGUUCAGGAUCGAGGAAAGCAUCUCGAUCGAGAUCGAGGUCAGGAUCAAGGAAGAUAUCCCGAUCGAGAUCGAAGUCAGGAUCAAGGAAAGGUUCCCGAUCGAGAUCGAGAUCUGGAUCAAGGAAAAUAUCACGAUCGAGAUCUAGAUCAAGGUCUGGUUCAAGAAAAUCCGUUUCGAGAUCUAAAUCAAGAUCUAGGUCAAAAUCCAGAUCAUUGUCAGGAUCAAGAAAGGGUUCUCCAUCUCGUGCAGUUUCGAGAAAAAGUUCACACUCUAGAUCUAGAUCAGGUUCCAGAUCUAGUAAAUCAAAAUCUCGUUCGCGAUCUGGUUCGAAGGUUUCAAGAUCAAGAUCACAAUCUGGAUCAAGAAAGUCUGGUUCACGUUCACGAUCAAGAUCAGGCUCUGGAUCAAGAUCACCAUCUAGAUCUCGUUCAAGAUCACAUUCAGGUUCACGAUCGAAAUCAAGAUCGAGAUCCCGUUCGCGGUCUGGUUCCGUUGCAAAAUCUGCGGGUAGAUCCCGCUCAAGAUCUGGGACAAGAUCGAGAUCGCGAUCGGCUUCAAAAUCUGGGAGAUCAAGAAGCCCGAGCAGAGAGUCAGAAAGUGGAGUAAAAAAGCGAAAAAGAAUACUCUCCGAUUCGGAGGAUGAGAAUGAUGCUGCUAAAAGUUCUAAAAAAGCGGCACGUGAAUUAUCCGAUAGCGAAGAUGAAAGAGAUCCCGAUAAAUCACCUAAAAAAAGAAAUGAAGACGAUCUGGAAGAGGGUGAAGAACACGAUGAGAAGAAAGACGAUGACGAGCCGACCAGUAUCGUGCAACAAGAUAAUGAAGAUUCUGACGAUGGAGUUAUUGCAGAGGGAGGAAUGGAUGAUUCAAUGUCUGAUUUUGAUCGUAUGCUGGCACGUAAGAAGGAAGAACAAUCACGUAGACGCAAACGCAAAGAUAUUGACAUAAUUAAUGACAAUGAUGAUAUUAUUGCACAAUUGUUAACCGAUAUGAAGGCUGCUUCUGAGGAAGAUAGAAAGUUAAAUCAAUUAAAUAAGCCAGCUACUAAUAAAAUUGCAAUGUUACCAAAAGUAUUAUCACAAUUAAAAAAACAUGAUUUACAAUUGGCAUUUUUAGAACAUAAUGUAUUAGCAGUUUUAACCGAUUGGCUAGCUCCAAUGCCAGAUCGAUCUUUACCAUCUUUAAGAAUAAGAGACAGUCUUUUAAAGCUUUUAUGGGAGUUUCCAAGAAUUGACCAAGCAUCUUUAAAACAAUCGGGCAUUGGUAAAGCUGUAAUGUAUUUAUAUAAACAUCCAAAAGAAACAAAGGAAAAUAAAGAACGUGCUGGAAAAUUAAUUAACGAAUGGGCCAGACCAAUAUUUAAUUUGUCUGCUGAUUUUAAAGCUUUGACGAAGGAAGAAAGAUUACAGCGUGAUAUAGAACAAACACCACAAAAAAGACGAAAAACUGAAGAGGACGGAUCUUCUCAAAAAUCUCAGGAUAUUAACAAAGCCUUAAAAGGAGAUGCCAAACCUUUGAGACCUGGAGAUCCAGGAUGGGUUGCCAGAGCACGAGUUCCUAGACCAUCUAACAAAGAUUAUGUCGUACGUCCAGAUUGGAAAUCUGACGUAGACAUAAGUAGAAGCACUAAGAAACAAAUGAAUCGAUUUGAAAGGCAUAUGAAGAAUUAUAUGGAUAACAAAAAAAUGAAAUCUGCGAGAAGAGCAGUUGAUAUAUCCAUAGAAGGACGUAAAAUGUCUUUAUAAUAAUGUAUAUCUUAGGAAAAUGAUAAAAAAAAUUUUGCAACAUCGAAAAUAUAUAUUACAUCAUG